Molecule: messenger RNA, 1917 nt
Organism: Alternaria atra
Lineage: Eukaryota; Fungi; Ascomycota; Dothideomycetes; Pleosporales; Pleosporaceae
Exons: 2
Coding region: 1-1917 (638 amino acids)
Biological process (GO): peptidyl-lysine monomethylation
Cellular component (GO): nucleus
Molecular function (GO): protein-lysine N-methyltransferase activity
Source: RefSeq, a predicted model, not a curated record
AUGCCAGGCCAGAACUUCGGCUCUCAUCCGUCAGCCGAGAGCCUCGUUACUUGGUUCACACAAAAUGGGGGUCAGCUUAGUCCAGACGUCCAGAUCGUCUUCAACGACUCGCGUGGCUUUCAUAUGCGCGCUGCGAGGCCACUGAGCUCCACUGUGGUGGCUUCAUGUCCACUGAAGCUUACACUAUCUUCUCUGAAUCUAGACCCAAACGAGAAAGAGGUGUUGUAUGUUGAAAGCCCUCUACAACAAUGUCGAGGAAGAAUCCCGGAUCACGUUCUGCCGUAUCUGCUGUUGAUUGAACAGCGCAAGCAAGGCGAGAAGUCGCCAUGGCAUGCGUACAUCUCCUGUUUACCGGGGCCUGAAAGUAUGACUACACCUUUCUGGUUUGAGGAGAGCGAUGUGGCAUUUCUCGCCGGUACAAGCCUAGCUCCUGCGACCGAGGAGAGAAAAGCUGAGCUGCAUCACCAAUGGAGAAAUGCCAUGGUUGUCAUGGAAGAACUUGGUAUACCUCUUGCUGACGAGGUCGACCUCGAAUCAUUCCUAUGGGCAGCCACCAUCUUCACCUCGCGAGCGUUCAUUUCGACACACAUUCUACCAGAACGUGAAACGCUUCCCAUCCUCUUUCCGGUCGUCGAUAUUCUCAACCACUCGGUUUCCGCAAGGGUGGAGUGGGACUUCCAGCCUCACCAAUCGUUUGCACUAAAGUGUCUCGAAGGCGAGUCGUUCCAGGCCGGUCAAGAGCUAUUCAAUAACUACGCACCGAAGCAGAAUGACGAGCUACUUCUGGGGUACGGUUUUUGUCUAGAAGAUAAUCCUAUUGAGCAGUUUGCUCUGAAGUUAGCGUUUCAGCCACAGCUGCAACAAUAUGCACAGCAGCUGAGUUUGCUCAAUGCUGAAAAUGUGCCUUUUGGCAUGUCGACAGAUUUCCUAGCCACAGACCCAAACAAAGAGCAGCAUUUUCUUCGCGCUAAAAGCCAUCCAUUCGGCCGUUACGAUAACCACGUCCCCUUCUUCCGUGGUGUGCCACCCUAUAUCGUCCACUUCUUCUUUAUUCAGACGAUCAUUACUUCCGAGUUGGAUAUAAAUACCAUCGACGUCGCACGACCAGGGGCUAGGAUUACGCUGCAAGUUUUGGUGCUCUUACACCAGGCACUGGAGCAUAGAUGCAGUACCCUUCCAUUACAUCUACAACAAGAGCCUCGAAAUGACAAGCAAAGGUAUGCGAAGAUCUAUCGCGACAGUCAGGCUAGGAUCAUCCACUCAGUGCGAGAAGAGCUCAAGGCUGCGAUUACAAAGCUCCGCGCUUCGGACUCCGAACUUCCCGUUCGCGCUUUGCACAGUCUACCUGAUAUGCUCACGACCUUCGGCACUGAUUUGCCUGGACCCGCUAAGACUUUCUCAAGCGCGCUUGAUCGACAUCGUAUUCAAGAUUCACAGAAUGAAGGUCUGCAAUGGACGAUGCUUUUCACUGUCCUCGUGUCGUUGAUGUUGACUACGCAACACACAACUGACAUAACGGUCUUCGCCCUGGUGCGGGACUUGUGUUCAAAACAUGCUCUGCCCGCUCUAGAGGACGGCAUCGAAGACGUCGGCACGUACACCUUUAUCGACGAAAACCUGGGCGACUUUGUGCAACUUCCUUCGGCCAAUGCAAACGUCGCGCCAACCGAUGCGCUGGACGAUCUGGGGCUGACGUUUGUCAAUCAAUCCGCUGAUGAUACAACGCCUGUUUUUAUCAAGGGACGUACGGAGAACCUCGGCGCGAAGAUCAUCAUGUGGGCAAUGGUAGUUGUGGAGAAGGACAUUGUACCUGUUUUUGAGAAUGGCCAAACCAAAAGAUGUUUGUAUGCUAGAGCGCAGACGCCGGAAGGUGGGCAGAGUGACGAGACGUGGAUGUACGAGGAAGCUGCAGUGUAG